CCCAGACUUUAGUGUCAAAGCAUUUCCUCAUCAAUUGUUUUGUACUUUUAUUUUCAUUCAAUCAGUUAUUAACAGUCUAUUUUGCAAUUCAUUUCAAUCUGACCCUGGUCGUGUUGCAAUCUAUCGGAUCAUUCAUUCUGACUAUCGGACACCAAAAGUCACGUCUUCUCGCAUUUGAUGACAUUCACAGCAAAUGACAGUGUAUUGAAUGCCUAAUAAUUGAUGAAUGAUUGCAGGCGUGAGUGAUGGGCAACACGAACACGACCUCCUCGUCCAAGAGGGACCGCACCUAUUCGGUGGACAGCGCUUACGACAGACGGGAGUCCAGUAGUCCGCGAUCUGAAGACAACCGCACCUUCGAGUUCGUGGCCGGCGGUCGCAAAAAGCCUGUCCUCUGCUAUCAGUCUUCCUCU
Molecule: messenger RNA, 413 nt
Organism: Oppiella nova
Lineage: Eukaryota; Metazoa; Arthropoda; Arachnida; Sarcoptiformes; Oppiidae
Source: the annotation of a GenBank genome assembly